Messenger RNA from Numida meleagris (helmeted guineafowl), 1241 nucleotides. RefSeq names its product coenzyme Q3, methyltransferase (gene COQ3). The coding region runs from base 261 to 1136 and encodes 291 amino acids. The record is from RefSeq and is a predicted model, not a curated record. Gene Ontology annotation, molecular function: 2-methoxy-6-polyprenyl-1,4-benzoquinol methyltransferase activity. Gene Ontology annotation, biological process: ubiquinone biosynthetic process. NCBI's taxonomy places the organism in Eukaryota, Metazoa, Chordata, Aves, Galliformes, Numididae. The transcript is spliced from 7 exons.
AUAUUCUGGGAAGUACCGGGGUUGCAAAUCGCAUGUGCCGCCCCCUGCGAUCCCCGUGCACUGCGCGGGUAUUGCGGCGGGCAAGUGCAUCAGGACUAUGGGAUUUAGGUGUUAGUUUAGAUUAAAACCAUCAUCAAACCCAUAAAGCAGCGAUCGCUACUUCAGGUGGGCGCGGGGACCUGUCCGGCCUGAACUGUAAUGGCAAAGCGUGGCUGAAACGCAGCGGCGCUCCGACUGACCUAAACAGCAGCACGGUCGCCAUGAGGAGACUGCUCAGCACCUCGCAGUCAUCGGUGGAUCCAAAGGAAAUGAGGAAAUUCCAGCUCCUCGCACACAGGUGGUGGGACGAGCAAGGAGAGUACUCAGCCCUGCAUUCCAUGAAUGACAUCAGAGUGCCGUUUAUUAGGUGUGGGUUUGAAGACGGGUGUUUUUAUGGAGACACUCUGCUGAACAUGGGCAGCGCCUACCAGCGGGGAAGCCCACUUUCUGGGAUCAAGAUUCUGGAUGUUGGCUGCGGUGGUGGACUGCUGAGUGAGCCCCUAGGUAGACUGGGAGCUUCAGUUACUGGAAUUGAUCCUCUGGAAGAAAACAUCAGAACAGCGGAUCAGCACAAGUCAUUUGAUCCAGUUCUGGCCAAGAGAAUACAGUACAAGGCCAGCUCACUGGAGGAGAUUGUGGAAGAGUCUGUGGAAACGUUUGAUGUAAUUGUAGCUUCUGAAGUGGUGGAGCAUGUGGCUGACCUUGAAAUGUUUAUCAAGUGUUGCUCUCGGGUGUUAAAGCCCGGAGGUUCUUUGUUCGUUACUACAAUCAAUAAAACACAGUUGUCCUAUAUCCUGGGAAUUGUGGUUGCAGAAAAAAUAGCAGGCAUUGUACCAGAAGGAACACAUGAGUGGGAGAAGUUUGUUCCCCCAGAGGAUCUGGAGCGCCUCUUGGAAGCAAAUGGCUUCUCUGUCAAGACUGUGAAUGGGAUGCUGUACAACCCCCUCACUGGGUCCUGGAGCUGGAUGGAAAGCACAAGCAUUAACUAUGCCCUGCACGCUGUGAAAUCUGGGAGUCAGGCACAGACAAACCAAACAGAGCCUCUCUCAGAGAAGGAAAGUGAACAGUGCUCGGCCACAGCUGGCACCAGCGUGUGACCAGCUGAGAUGUGUGCUGAUGGACUGCCACCAGGAACAGAAAAGGUUUUACACAGACAAGCACAAUAAAGCCUUUUGUAACAACAAGCUUGCUGUUUGCAUUAA